Molecule: messenger RNA, 595 nt
Organism: Drosophila ananassae
Lineage: Eukaryota; Metazoa; Arthropoda; Insecta; Diptera; Drosophilidae
Exons: 2
Coding region: 95-469 (124 amino acids)
Source: RefSeq, a predicted model, not a curated record
AGAGCCCGGAGACCGGAUCGUGAGCUCUCCAGCCUAUUUACGGGGCCCAGAGACACCGAGCGGUCAGUCGCGUGUCCGAUCUGAAACUGUCGAGAUGAAAUCGCUGGUGGUGCUGUCUUUGGUGGGUCUGGUGGUGUUGGCGAUGUCCGGAGAGGCCAACGCGGAACGUGCCGACUGUGAUGGCGGCAAGAAGCCGGAGGACAGUGACUUCACCCACUUCUUCAAGAACCUCGGCUGCAAGGUUAAGCAGGGGGCAGAGGACGUGGCGGAGGCGGCCAAGCCCUACGCGGACAAGAUCAGCGACGGCGCCAAGGACCUCGGCCAGUCGGUGGCUCACCAGUACGAUGUCCUGAAGCACAAGCUCUCGGACGAGGGUUCGACGACCCCCCGCGGUGCCGUGCCCUACGACGCCCCCACCGAGAAGGUGCCCCUGGCCCCAAUCGCCCCUUCGCCGCCGCCUGCCCUGUGAGGCGGACCAGAACGCACCCGGGUCUCAGUCUCUGAGGAGGAUUGCAUAAGAUUGUUUUGGCUCAGAAUUUUUUUGAAUUUUUUUCAUGUGAUGUAUUUGAAAAUAAACACCUAACGAAAGUUGGAA